AUGCAGUAUUAUCAGAACACGGUGGUGGUGGAGUAUGUAAAGAAUCUCGUGUGGGAAACGGUGCCCCGGUGCUACGGGGACACGGGCAUUCGCGAGGUUGCUGCGAAGGCCGGGAUGCAGACGGCGAUCCAGAGGAUGCGAGCGAGGGCAGACCAAACUGAGAGAAAGGUGCUGCAGCACGCUGAUCGCUUCCCAAAACCGUUCAGCUUCGCCUCGGUACAGAGUCUGGUGGCUGCGCAGAACAGGAUGGUGAGGGAAGAACUGGUGGCGAAGCUCGGAAUCGUGGACAGCGCGCGGCUGGAGGAGGUCUUACCAGUCCAACGGGGCCCCGGGCAGCGUGCGAUGGUUUCCCACGUGCUGACAGCGGCGAUGAUGUCCACGAACAUCAAGGGAAGCGACAUCCGUGCCGUCGCCGAUGGAAAAAGCAGCGACGGCAGCGUUGUAGAACCGGUCGAUUUCUCCGACGACGCUGCCGACCAGAGGUGGCAGGCCGAGCUCCAGCGAGCGCGCCAGGAAGCCGAUCUGGAGAGGGCGCGCCAAGAAGCGGAGACGAAGGCCUUGAUCUCCGCCACGGAGCACUGGAUGUCGGAUGCGUCCGUACACGCCGCCGGGACGGGCAGAAGCACGUGGUGGAGCGCGGACGAACCGCCCCCGCCCCUUCUCUCCGACUCCGAUUCCUUCUGCUCCUGCGAUGACGACGACGGUGGCGACGAUGACAGCUGGCUGUUUGGAGCCAACGUUGCCGGCGGCGCCCACGCGGCUGCGCGCGGAGGUCGCGCGAAAGACGCCUCGUUGGCUACGACGGGCGUCUUGGGCGGGGCCGACAGGAUCGACAGAGACGGCGGAGUUAAGCGGGGGCCGCCCGCAGACAAGAGAGGAAAAGCGAGCAGGAAGGUCGCGGCGGUGUCGGCUAUGGCUUCGGCGCAGGGAGCAGCAGCCCCGCCUCCUUCUGUGCGUGAUGUCGCGGCUAUCGCUGAACCUCGAGCGACCAGUACGGAUGCUGGCGACACCGGUGCCUCUGGCGCCAUGGGUUCCUCUGGUGCCUCCAGCGCAGCCGGUGCCGACAUGGAACGCUGGGCGAGUAUCAAGCGCUGGGUCGAGGGUGUUGCGGAGGGCUGGAUGGUGCCUCGCCGGGAACAGCUGUGGCACUACUUCCGCGGCAGGAUCGACGGACCCGUCAUCGCUGAUAUCCUGAUGUACCACGAAAACAACGCCCGGGCCACGGUGAUCGCCUGUGCGGGGAUGCUAGACCCACCUAUCGCGGUUACGCUUUGCCAGAGUCGAGCGGGGGCGAGUGCUGCUUCUAUUGGUGGUGGCGGCGCGGGUGGCGAGGCUGGUCGUCACGGAAACAACGACAACGACGUUGACGAGUCUGACAUCUCUGCAAUCGUCAGCCGUGCCAAUUUCCUGGCCGAAACCGACUGCCAGGACGAAGACCGCCUCCAAGCUCUGCUUGACAAGGCCAAGGGCAAGGAGGGCAUCAACCCGGUGCGGAAGAAACUCAGGAAAGCGAUCAAAGCCCUGGCCAAUGAGUUGGUGGCGAACGGGUGCCAGGACACCAGAAAGCUGACUGCCGUCCUGCAGAGGGCGAGGGGCAAGCCAGGUCUCGAUAAAACCCGCAAGAUGCUAAAAAAAUCAAUCAAGGCACUGCCCAAGAAGGGCAGCAAGAACGACAACUAUCUUUUCCACCACGGUGACAACGACGAUAGCGGAGGUGGCAGGGCAAACAACGACAACAACCGUGGCAAGAAGGGCUUUGAUCUCUUGGCUACUAGCCGUGCCGUGGACAAGCAGCUCAACAGGCAGCUCAAGGGAUGGGCCGCCGGACAAGGAAAGAGUCGGGCAAAGGUGGACGUGCUGAGAGAUGCCACGAACAACCACCGCACCGUUACCGUUCGCGGAGCCCCGAAAAAUGUGUCCCACGCCGUUCGUCUCCUUUGCCAGACUAUCGGCAACUCGGUGGUUGUGGGCGAAGUCGAGAAAUACCCACCGGCCGCAUCUGCAGCAAAGCCUCGGGUUCGUUUUGCUGUGGGCGGAGGCCACGGCGAUGGUGGUAGCGAUGGCGGUAGCGAUAGCGGCGAUGGCGGCGGCUUUGACGUUAUGACGAAGACCCGCGCCCCUGCCAACCACAGAAACACCACCGCCGCCGCCUGGACCACCACCGACACCACCACAAGUAAUAAAAACAACGCCGACAACAACGACAACAACCACAUCACCAACAUUUGCGGGCACCACACCAUACAUAGCAAGAUCGGCAACGCUGCCCUGACUGCAGCCGGCAUGACCAUGGAUACAUACCCCGCUCCUACCGAGCGUCCUAGCGUUGGCGCCGGAAACAACGACGUCGCGAACCGUUCUGCUCCUUCCGUUGGCGGUGCUUGCGCUGCAACCGAUCCUGCCACGGCUGGCGCCUCCGCUGCUCCAGCUCCAGCUGGUACCGGUGGUGGUGAUUACGAGGCUGUGGCCGGAGCAGGGAAACAUGGCGCCUUCUUCGAAGGUAUUGACGUUCCUCCGAGAUCGACCCUUAGCAACAACCCAGGCAUGCGGGACACGAUGGACAUGGUCGAACGGCUUCACGCGGCGGGUAGGGGAGGACAAGAAAACCACCGCCAGCCUCAUCAGCAGCACGCUGCGCCCCCCGUGGAGGCCGCUGCUCCUGCCACUCCAGGCGUCGUCGAUAGAAACAUCGAUUUCUCGACCCCGGGUCGUCCGGGCUUUGCCACCGUUGGUGAUAGCUUCCCGGCUCACCCGCUGUACCCCAUGGCUACCGCGCCUCCUGCUGCUCAUCCCGCCGGCAUCCCCAAUGUCGGCAAUGGUAUCGGCCACGCCAACAUGGCCCAUGCCGGGUACGUUCCCGCGUUCGAUGGCGGCGAUGCUGUUGGAGCUCCUUGCUUUGCUGAUUUGGGUGGGGUAGCGGCUGCCGGAACUGUGGGUGUCGGUGGUAGCAUCGAUGGGCUUAGCGCAGGGGCUCCUCCCGGGUUUUCUCGUGGACGUUUAGGGUCCAUCAACGCUUUGCCAGUUCCGGCGGAGGCUGGGCACUCCGACGCGUCGGCCAUGAGAUUCUCUACGUAUCGGCCGUCGACUGUUGCCGACGCUGGCACCGGUAACGCAGCCGGUUCCAUUCCAACUAUAACGGGGCAUCCGAACAUGACCGCUGCUUCCGGGCUUGGGGCCUUCGCUGCCCCGGCUACCAGGGAUGGUAUUUAUUUGGCCGGUGAUGGUGGUGGCGGCGGCGGCGGUGGUGGUGCCUUUCCUGCUACUGGUGUUAACGUUGAUGCUGGUGGUUAUGGUUUUCUUGCGUCAUCCGCUGCUUUUGCUCAAGAUCUGGCACCCUCAGAUGCUGCUACUCCUGCUGCUCCCGCAAGUGUCUACCAUCCGCCGUCUACUCGCCCCCCAGCAGCCAAUCGUCCAGACAACGCCGCGAAAUCGACUGCUCCGGUUGGUUUCGCUACCCCCGAUCAACCCGCCCUUGCCACGGAAGCGGAGGGAAACUAUGGACAAACCGCUUCAGGAACGACGCUCCAACAAAUGUCUGAACAACCAAGCCUGCACAACGGCCACAUUUCACCUGCCGGUGAAAAGGGGAUCACCGCAGAGGUCGCCGGCUGGGGCAAAGCAGGAGGAGCCGGAAAAGAUGAUGGGAACAACGACGGGGAUAAUCGAGGCGUUUUUUCUCCUCCCAGUUGGACUGAUGACGACAACGGUGACGGCGAUGGCGACGGCGUCACGGACGGGGCUGGAGCCGGGGCCUUGGACGAGGCGGUUGUUGUUGCGGAACCCGAUCCUCAUGUGGAGGCGGUGUUGAAGGCCGCCAAGUGUGAGCGCAUUCUGCCCUUGCUCGUCGCGAGGCAGAUCGACCUGCGGAAGCUGGCGCUCAUGGAAUACGACGACUUCAAGGCGCUUGAGGAUGAAAAUGAUGCCAGCACAAGGGUGGCUAGGGGUCCCCAGUUGAAAAUCAAGCAUUACUCCAAGCGGAAGAUGAAGGAGCUAGGGGUGGAGAUCGAGCCGGAGAAGGAGGAAGCCGUGGGCUACAAAAACGGCGGCAAAAAGCACGCUGGCCACGAGGGAGACUCCGAGGGGAAGUGCCACGUCUGCUGGGAGAAAGAGAUUCAAGUACGUACAUCUAGCUGGCUUGGCGGGCGCUCCUGUGCCGGACUGUUCUUUUGUUUUGUGCUUGAUGUUGCUGCUGAAUUGGCGCCAUUCUUGUCUGUUUUGGAGUUGCUCCGUCGAUGUUCCUGCGCGGCACCCCCGGCUGCAGCGCUGAUCAUCUUUUGCCCUUGCGGCCACGAGGCUUGCUGCGUAGACUGCGGAAAAGCCCUCGAGGGGGGUCCAUGUCCUAUCUGCCGUGCACCAGUGAAGGAGGCCGCCCGCGCCUUCAAGGGCUGAGCGGCGAUGAGAGUAGAUCCGGGAAAUGGAGUUCAUUGUAGAACGUUCGUCGUAUCUAUCGUGAUAGUGCGGUUGCUCAAACAGCUGUAAGACUUUCACAAUUAGGGGGAGACUGUACUACUUCGUAGUGCCCGUGGGGUUGGCGCGUGGUACAUGUUGCCCCGGAAUACUGUGUUUUCUUUGCGCGCGAUACUUGUCUACGGCACAUUUUUCCGUUCGCGAAACACACCGAUACGAGGGUUGCGGACCCCAGGAGCACGAGAGCCGGCUAGCUGCUGCAGCAAGCAUAUUGCUUUCAAAGGCGCAGGCAUAUGAUAUACUUGAACCAAUCGGCGAGAGGAGAAUAGGGGAGCGAGUGUUGAAGAGCGCUGCUUAUGCUACUGUACAUUAGCGGAGGAUGAAGAAAGAUAGAUCCGGACAUGAGCUGGGAAGGGCGUGUGAACUUCCUGCUGACAAACGCACAGACUUUGUGUUAUAGCGAACCGAGUUUGGCGUUCGAUGGGGGCGAGGACGCACAGUUGCCGAGAGACGAUGUACGGUGGCAAUCUUUGUUUGGAUGAAGGGGGGGGAGAAGAGAUGGGUUGGUCCCGACUAUUCAUGCUUUAUGGAUCGGGUUUAGCGAGGCACACAUUUUUUCACUUCUGACGGAAGCAAUAUUGUGGAUUGGAGC
This is a messenger RNA of Ectocarpus siliculosus, 5059 nucleotides long. The record is from the annotation of a GenBank genome assembly. Lineage: Eukaryota; Phaeophyceae; Ectocarpales; Ectocarpaceae.